AUGGUCUGGGAUGGCGUAUCACCAACCUUUUGGCUGGAAAUAGUCGCUAUUUGUGUUUCAAUAAUCAUCUGCUCCCCGAAAGCAUUUUGGUAUUCGCAGGGUUUCACACCAAGCAAGUCAUCCGUCGUCUCUACAGAACACUACAAUACAUCCCCACGUUUCAAAAUCGUCCUCCCAGCUCUCUCCAGGUCUAUUCAUGAUAUGAGCAUUAUACGCAAAACGACCAAGAACGGAUUUAAAGUUGCAGGCAGAAUACCAAGUACAACAGAACAAUCAGCGAUAAUGGUGAAAAGUCAACCGUGA
Botrytis porri is the source of this 303-nucleotide messenger RNA. RefSeq lists its product as uncharacterized. The record is from RefSeq and is a predicted model, not a curated record. Bases 1 to 303 code for a protein of 100 amino acids. The transcript has a single exon. Lineage: Eukaryota; Fungi; Ascomycota; Leotiomycetes; Helotiales; Sclerotiniaceae.